Molecule: messenger RNA, 2341 nt
Organism: Trichobilharzia szidati
Lineage: Eukaryota; Metazoa; Platyhelminthes; Trematoda; Strigeidida; Schistosomatidae
Source: the annotation of a GenBank genome assembly
AUGAAUUCUUUUCACGACAGAAAAGCAUUGAAAGAUCCAGUCUGGAAUCGAUAUUUCACAACGAUAACUAUCAAGGCAUUUGGAGAUGAAAUCGCUUUGUCACAUUAUGCAUUUGGUUUUAUUAUCUACUAUGCAACUGGUUGUAACUUUCGUCUACGUGUUCAUCAAUUAUUCAGAGGAUUAUUCUAUCGUUUAGGUUGUCGUUGUGAAGCACUAAUGAGGCUUGGCUUAAAUGAUGACAGUGAAAAUAUUCCAUCAUUUGCUCGUCGAUCACAUAAUCGUUUGUUGACAAAUGGUGAUCGACUGGAUAAUAAUUUCGACUAUCCACCUCAUUCUCAUCAUCCUCAUCAGCAGAAGCUACUAACCGAUACAAAACCGACUACAAAUGACCAGUCAUCACAAUUAAACAAACCAACUUUAUUUAGAACAUCUGAAGAACGGCAAAAACCAUCGCCAAGAUUGAGUUCAUCUCGAAGAGAGUCAUCUCGGCGAAAUAAUAAUGGAAUGUCUAACUCAGUGAAUCCCUCUGUAUUAUCCGGAUAGCAUAAUCAUUCUUCCCUGAUCAAAUAUGUUCAUAAUUCGAAAUACUCCAGAGGAUCUUAUUUAUUACAUAACAGUACAAGAAUCUGUGUAAUAAGAGGACUGUUCCUUUCUUUUCGUUUCCCUUUUUAAUCAUCUAUAUAAUUACAUAAUUUUGUCUAAUAUUACUAAAUUCUCUUUUUUAUUGUUUUACGCAACACCAUUUUCUUCGAGAAAUCAAAAGUUUAACUGGUAUCCAAUUACAGUGAAAACAAGACUUAAAGAUAUCAAGCGACACAGAGUGAUAAACACAUUCUCUACUAAUGCAUUUAAGAAUUCCCAUAGUUCACUGUUUUUACAUAUGCCAUUUGUUUGAGAGUGUGUAUGAAUAUGCCUGAAAUUUGGUUGUAUAUUAAUGAUGACAUCUAACUCAACUUCAUGUAUAUGUAGAUAUACCCAUAUGAUUUAUACACACUUGUACCUUUAAUAAUGUCAUUUAAUGGUUAUAUAAGUAAUGUCUUUUUAAACUGUGUUUUCCACAGCAUGAUGUUUACAGGCUGGUUGAGUGCGAUUUUUAUCCCUUUUGAGUUAAACUGUGAGGAGUGAGAAGACAUGAAUAUGCUGGGCCAAUAAGAAGACUUUAGAAGAUCUGGAUUUCGCAGAUGAUUCAUGCUCAAUGUCAUAGAUACUCGAAGACCUACACGUGAAAACGAAAAAGCUGACAGAAGAGGCAGAGAGUGGAGGUAGGACUUCAAGUGAACACAGGGAAGACGGAGAUGAUUAAGAUAAUCAACCAACAAUCAACAGCAACAAGCACUAAUAACUACCAAUGGAAAAAAAUUGAAUGUUGUCUCUUCCUUCAUUGAUCUAGUCAGGAUCCUUUCAACUACAGGCGGAAUGGGUGAGGAUGUCAAAACCAGAAUCGGGAUAGCAAGAUACCACUCUGAAAUCAGCGUGAAAAUUUGCUGUAGUCAGUACAAACAAGAAGAUUCAGAUCUCUAACACCUGUGUUAAGUAAGUCGGUCCUUCUCUAUGUGUCAGAAAUUUGGCGCGUCAUGAAAAGCACUGCAAAUGGGCUUCACUCUUCAAUCAACAGGUUCUUUCAUUGGCUAGACAGUGAAGAUAAGCUGAAGAAAAUGGAGAUUGGUAGGACACGCUGAAGGGAUCGUCGGAUGACGUUGCACUCCAAGCUAUCUCUCUAGUGGAACCCCAGUGGGAAGCAGCAAGUUGGGCUUGGGUCCGAGGGUAACACAGACGAGAUCAUAUGAAUAGGAGAUGAAACUUAUUUGAAAAUUGUGACACCAGCUGAAUAAGACUUCAAGAAACAGAAUGAAUUGAAGACGAGCUGUUGAAGCCCUAUAUUCCAUUCAGAACCCAAAGAAACAGUAAUAAUUGAAUGAAACUCUGUCAUGCAAAUCCACGGUAACCUAAAAAUGUUUUGGUGUAUCAUAGUGGUUGGCUUUGUUUUUAGCCUUUAGACUAGCGCACAGAAUUUCCUGAGGUAAAUUUGAAAAUAUGAUGUCAAGAUAAUACAAAAUACUACUUAAAUAUUAUUAAUCUCUGUCUUUUAAAGCACGUUGCAGAGGACAGCUAUAUUGAUGUAUGUUAACUGCUAUUUUUGUACAUUAAUACUUGUUAUUUAUCUGCAGUAAUUUCAACAGAAUGAAAUAUGUUAAGUGUGACUAUAAACAAUUCCUGUACAUACUCUGAUUUUACUGUCCAACAUUUAUCCAACAGAACGUUUUAUCUUCAUGCAUUCUUCCCUCCUUUAUGAAUUUUCAUGAAGCAAAAACAAGAGUUUGUGUAAAAUAAAAUGGUACCA